Messenger RNA from Momordica charantia (bitter melon), 1184 nucleotides. RefSeq names its product transcription factor MYB30-like. Lineage: Eukaryota; Viridiplantae; Streptophyta; Magnoliopsida; Cucurbitales; Cucurbitaceae. The record is from RefSeq and is a predicted model, not a curated record.
UCUUCAUCCUGAAGUAUAUAUAUACAUAUCCAUGCUUGUAAGCUAAGUUCCACAAGAAAAGGGUCUUGUGUCUUGUGGAAGAGGGAAAGAAGAAGAAGAAGAACCCACAGAGAAGCAGCAAGAGUGACGCUUUUGAGAUAACAAAAAAAAAAAAAUGGUGAGAGCUCCUUGCUGUGAGAAAAUGGGACUGAAGAAGGGGCCAUGGACAGCUGAAGAAGAUCAGAUUUUGAUCUCUUAUAUCAAUGAACAUGGCCAUAGCAACUGGCGUGCCCUUCCCAAGCUUGCUGGCCUUCUGCGAUGCGGGAAGAGUUGCAGACUCCGUUGGAUAAACUACCUGAGGCCUGAUAUCAAGAGAGGAAACUUCACCCAAGAGGAACAGGAAAUGGUUCUUCAGCUCCAUGAAAAGCUUGGCAAUAGGUGGUCAGCCAUUGCCGCGAAUCUGCCUGGUCGAACGGAUAACGAAAUUAAAAACUUCUGGCACACCCAUUUGAAGAAACGGCUCGUAAAUAAACAGAGCCAUGUUUCUGAAAGAAAGAAGUCUGAUUCCGCCGUUAUUACAGGCAAACCCAAACCCCAGAAGCUGGAUUGCUCUACCUAUACCUACCAUGAAUUACCAUCUUCUUCCCUCGAUCUUUCAUCGCUGACAGAUUCCCCAACCGCCGCAUGGGACGGCUACAAUGAAAUCGGGAACAAACAGUACAUCGAAGUCUCUGAGGCAUUUCAUCAAACAGGUGGUGGGCUUUGGCCAGAGGAGCCAUUCGACGGGCCAAUAUUCAAUUCGUCGGCGGCUAAUGAUGAAAAACAACUCCAAUCACCGUUCAGAGACGUGGAUUCAAUGGAAUUUGGGUGCUAUUACAACAAUGACACUAAAAUGGACGAUAGUAUGGAGUUUUGGUACAGGGUGUUCGUUAAAGCCGGUGGGUCGCCAAAUGACCCUGCAUUCUAAUUUUACAACAGCGACAUGGUCUACAAAUAUUUGUCUUCCCUUACCGUUGAAAUCGGUGAGGCAGGGAACGGAUACGGAAGGAUGUUGGUGUAAUUUGCAAAUUAGACAGGGAUUGAAGGGUAUAAUAGCAAAUGAAAAAAGGAAAAAAAUAGAGAGGAAUCCUAUUGUCUACGGUCAAUGGCCAAUGAUAUUUAAAUGGGAAAGAAACGGAUAUCAAUUGGAUAAUUUGGGUGUUAAU